GGAGGGCAUCAUUCUGGAGUCCUGGUCUGGAGAAAGAUCUUUUUGUCUUCCUCACUGAAGAGUGUCACAUGGAAGCUGGAUGGUAGACAGCUCCUAGGACAUUAUAAGGGCGGACUGACCAUUUGGCACUGCCCGAGGACCUGGGGUCAGUAGGGGGCCCCAUUAGAUGCCCCUGGUACCUUUUUCAUAGGCUUUUUUGAGUUUGGGCAAGGACACAGGGGUCCCAUGAUCCCCUAUUGCCCGGGGGCCCCAUGA
Staurois parvus is the source of this 255-nucleotide messenger RNA. The record is from the annotation of a GenBank genome assembly. NCBI's taxonomy places the organism in Eukaryota, Metazoa, Chordata, Amphibia, Anura, Ranidae.